This is a messenger RNA of Lathyrus oleraceus (garden pea), 543 nucleotides long. Its product is annotated as protein FAR1-RELATED SEQUENCE 5-like. The coding region runs from base 1 to 543 and encodes 180 amino acids. The transcript has a single exon. NCBI's taxonomy places the organism in Eukaryota, Viridiplantae, Streptophyta, Magnoliopsida, Fabales, Fabaceae. The record is from RefSeq and is a predicted model, not a curated record.
AUGACAUUGAAUUUGGUUCAACCGAAAAAUAUACUUGCAACUUUGAAAUGUAAAAGACCCGAAAAUAUCUCAAAUAUCAAGAAAGUGUACAAUAUUUGGUACCAAACUAACAAGGCGUUAAUGGGAGAUAAAACUGAAAUGCAACAACUCUUGAAACAGUUGGAUGAUAACAGUUAUGUGUCUAGGUACCAAACCUGCGAGGAUGGAGUUACCGUUGGAGAUAUAUUUUGGACUCAUCCUGAUUCCAUAAAGUUAUUCAACACGUUUUCUACCGUGGUCAUACUUGAUUCAACAUACAAGACCAACAAGUAUAAACUUCCAUUAUUGGAGAUGGUUGGUGUUACCUCUACUGAGAAGCCCUACUUUGUCGGGUUUGCAUUUCUAGAGAGCGAAAAAGAGGAGAAUGGGACUUGGGUCUUAGAGGUGUGUCGGGCCAUGUUGAAGGACCAAGAAAAGAUUCCUAAAGUGAUUGUUACUGACCGCGAUAUCACCUUGAUGAAUUCAGUGGUAAAGGUUUCCUACUUCUUAUGCAUUACUUUGUAA